AUGGCAAUCCUUCAUGACUCCCCCAUAAUAAGCCCUCGCUGCCAUUCCAAGAGUAAACAUGCCCGAAAACCGUCUUCCGUCAAGGAGACUUCUGGUACUCCGUUUCGCUUCCUUUCGAGGGCUGUUUCCCUUCCCUCGCUGUCAUCUGUCAUCAAGUCCUCCCUGACUUGGGCCGGCGACACUUUGUAUAAUGUGAACCAGGAUAGCUCCUCCAAGGUGGGCAAGGGUGGGAAUAGUACUAUCGAGGAUCGAAAGCAGGUGCUAUAUCUUAAAAUGCGCAAUGCUGUAUCAUACAAAGAGUGGAAGGACUGCGCCUAUGAGUUGGACGAAUUAGAAGACAACAACUCCUGGAAAACAACCUUCGAGAGUUCCGAAUACGAUCCCCAUCUAGUACAGGAACGCCUGAAGCAACUAGAAGAAGCUCGCAUUAGCUGUGACGUUAGCCGAAUGAUGUUCCUAAUCCGCACCUCCCUAAGCCGCGAUUUAGGAAACAUGCGUAACGAUUCUCUCUAUGGGCACUCGCACGUGGGUACGAAGGACUUGAUUGAUCAGUACAUCACCACAGCCCUCGACACAAUAUCGUCGCUGGUAGACCUGUCAGCGAAAGGGCGGUGUGAUGGGUUGGAACUGAAGUAUAUCCUUGAUCAACUUCUAGCAGCAAGGCAAGCUUUUGGCCGGAGCGCCUUACUAUUCUCAGGUGGAGCAACAUUCGGUAUGAAUCACAUCGGCGUGCUCAAAGCGCUCUGGCAGGCAAAACUGCUUCCUCGUAUUAUCUCUGGCGCUUCGGCGGGAAGUAUUGUUUGCGCUGUCUUCUGCACUCGGACAGAUGAUGAACUGCCGUUACUUUUGGAUACGUUUGCCUAUGGGGACUUUGCUGUUUUCAAUGAUCCCGACCAGGAGGAGAAUAUUCUUCAGAAGACCGCCAGGUUUUUGAAGUACGGCUCUUUUCUGGACAUCUCCAACUUAGCCAAGGUUAUGCGAAAUUGGCUUGGGGAUAUUACAUUCCAGGAAGCAUAUAAUAGAACGCGCAGAAUACUUAACAUCUGCGUUUCUAGUGCUGGAAUCUAUGAGCUCCCCAAGCUUUUAAACUACAUAACAGCGCCUAAUGUGUUGAUUUGGUCUGCAGUGCAGUAUAUCGAUGGCUCAGUAGAUGGCGAUCUACCGAUGACCCGCCUAUCGGAAAUGUUCAAUGUCAACCACUUCAUUGUGUCGCAAGUUAAUCCUCAUGUGGUCCCCUUUCUCCCAAAAUACGAUGGUCCGACCCACGGAACACCGCAGACCCCGUCCUUGACUUCUCGGCUGUUCCACACCAUGACGCACCUCGCGAAGGAUGAGGUAUUGCAUCGACUGACGGUUUUAUCUGAACUUGGUAUUUUCCCAACAUCUCUGACCAAAACCGUAUCAAUCGUGAACCAGAAAUACUCCGGGGAUAUUAACAUUUACCCUGAAAUACUCUACACCCAUUUCCCUGUAAUUCUAAAGAAUCCGACUACGGAGUUCAUGCUCAAAGCAUGUCUUUCAGGGGAGCGUGCGACGUGGCCCAAACUCAGACGGAUUCGAAACCACUGCGCUAUUGAAUUAGCGUUGGACUCGGCUAUCCAACAGAUGCGGGCGAGAGUGGCAUUUAGCUCGAGCCAGACAGCAUUAAGGACAAUCGGGCUGCCUGGCUAUUCGGAAACCAUAGACGGUAGCUGUGGCCGAGGACGCUUGCUGAACCGGAGAAGCUCCUACAGUCAUGAAGUUGAAAAGGCCAAGCAUAUCAGGGCCAAUUCUGGUCGCCGAGCAAGACCACUUCUAAGACGAUGCUGUAGUGUACAGUCACCCGAACAAUCGUCAGACACCGAUCGGCAAGAUGAGACAGAUGAUGAUCGAGUUGAGGCUCGUGAAAGUUAUUUUCCCGACCUUAGCGAUGACCUAUCUCUCACGGAGUCUGGCACUGACGAAGAGACGCGACCCCUGGGUUUGGAACGACUCAGGCUUGCAGAUGGUCGAGCAGUUCAUCAUCAAUUAUCUCGCUGGUCCGCUCCGCAUGGUACCCUCCCAUCGCUGCGGUCAUUACCAACUACAUCUAUUCACUCAAGGAGAUCAUCUGUGGGCACACAAUAUCAGCCAUCAACCCAUAUCAUAGAUUCCUCUUUGACUCCGCCACGCCAGUUAUCCACCAAAUUGAUAUCAUCCUCUCAAAGCCGCACUCUCCGCAUGACACCCACGAGCCAUCCAGACCUCACACCUCGCACCUACAACUAG
Molecule: messenger RNA, 2247 nt
Organism: Aspergillus pseudonomiae
Lineage: Eukaryota; Fungi; Ascomycota; Eurotiomycetes; Eurotiales; Aspergillaceae
Product: putative Patatin family phospholipase
Exons: 3
Coding region: 1-2247 (748 amino acids)
Biological process (GO): lipid metabolic process
Molecular function (GO): triacylglycerol lipase activity
Source: RefSeq, a predicted model, not a curated record